CGGCUGGGUCCCCCGCUACCCCGACACCAUGUUCCUCCUCUGUCUCUCGCGCGCGCCCCACUACUACUACACCUCGUGCGUGUCAGCGCCCCACACCUGUAUAUAUAUAUAUAUAUCGUCUUGCAUUGCUCUCGAUCGUGGAUUGCAGAAGAUGAUGCUGCAGUGAUCCCGUCCACUAGCUGGUGAAUUGGAGAGACGGAUGGAGCUCGAGCUCGGCCUCAGGCUCGCGCUGCCGUCGCCGUCGCCGUCGCCGGCGACGGCGACGGCGGCUGGGAGUGAGCUUGACCUUCUCAACAGCGCGCCGGGGUCCUGCCGCAAGAGGGGCUUCGAGGAGGCGCUCGGUGGGUUCAAAACCGACGACGACAACGACGACGGCAAUGGCCGCGGCGGUGACGGCGAUUCCGACGGCGAAAUGGGCAACAAGAGGAGGAAGCUGGUGGGGUGGCCACCGGUGAAGUGCUUGCACCGGCGGCGCGACGGUGGCUGCGGUGGCGGAUAUGUGAAGGUGAAGAUGGAGGGGUUGGCCAUCGGGAGGAAGCUGGACUUGUCCAUCCUCGGCUCAUACGCUGAGCUGCUCGACACGCUCCACCUUAUGUUCCCCUCCACUAACCAAGAGGAUGGGCACGAUCGUCGUCGACGUCACCCAUACGCUGUCACCUACGAGGAUGGGGAAGGAGACUGGAUGCAGGUCGGAGACGUGCCAUGGGAGGCCUUUGCCAAGUCGGUGAAACGGCUCAAGAUACUGGUGUAACUGACUGCAAAUUAAGCUACUAGUACUAGUCUUUACUACUUCGAAUAAAAUUGUACGUGAACGGGAUUAUUUUGUUCACGUUUCUCUCAUCAUAAAUGUGUAGUGUUUCAGCAAUUUCAUAAGCAUGACGAAUGAAAUCUCGUAGCUGUUGUCAUCAAUCACCUUGCAUUUCGUGUCAAACUACAUCUGUGGCCAGCGCACAGUAGUGUUAGUAUAGUGUACACCGUAGAGUCACCUCGCUGUGAUCAGCACGUGCAUGCAUCUGUAUAAUACACCGCCACAUAUGCACAGGAUGGUACUGAAUACUGAGCAUAUCCUGUACGGGGAGUUCAGAUAUGGGUGUUAUGGCCUACCAAAGUGAAUCUUAUCACAUUUUUUUAA
This is a messenger RNA of Oryza sativa Japonica Group (Japanese rice), 1132 nucleotides long. The record is from RefSeq and is a predicted model, not a curated record. NCBI's taxonomy places the organism in Eukaryota, Viridiplantae, Streptophyta, Magnoliopsida, Poales, Poaceae.